Molecule: messenger RNA, 969 nt
Organism: Owenia fusiformis
Lineage: Eukaryota; Metazoa; Annelida; Polychaeta; Sabellida; Oweniidae
Source: the annotation of a GenBank genome assembly
CUUUAACUUAAAUAAUAUUUGCAGCAAAUUGGAAUUUUUGGAUAUAUCCUGUGUAUAUUGGUCAAUACAGUAACAGAGCUCUCACAAAUAUGCAGCUAGCAGUUGAUUCAUUCUUCGUUUUAAGUGGCUUCCUUGUUGCUAUUUCAUUCUUGAAGACAUUAGACAGACAUGUUGGAAAACCAGGAUGGCCAAAGCAGAUGGGACUCUACUUAUUCCACAGGUUUUGGAGACUGACUCCGGUUUAUAUGAUACUAGUCAUGUUCUACGGCACACUUUUUAAAUAUACGGGCGAUGGGCCACUUUGGCCAGAGUUGAUAACUGAUGCAGAGGGGUGCCACUUGUACUGGUGGACUAACCUGUUCUAUAUUAACAACUUGUAUGUAACAUCCCCAUAUUGCAUGGUAUGGUCAUGGUACCUCGCCAACGACAUGCAGUUCUACAUCGUUGCACCUAUCUUUCUAAUUACCUUGUACAAGAAACCCGUUGUUGGUUACAUCAUCUCAGGAUAUUUCUUUUUUGGAAGUAUCCUUGCAACAAUGGCCCUUCACUUCAUGAACUAUUCGGGGUUUUAUACUGAAUACAUACGGCCAUAUACGAGGAUCGGAGCAUAUAUAGUAGGCCUAUUGCUAGGAUAUAUAAUAUGGAGAACAAAAGCAAUUGUCAAAAUAAAAUGGUGGGUGCAAGCAAUAGGAUGGGUCGUUGCGAUGGGAUUAAUACAUGCGGCAAUUUAUGGAAACUACACACCGCCUGGAACGACAUUCUUCGGUGUCUUAGCAGUAAUAUACUUUGGGUUCCAGAGACAUAUAUUUGCACUGGGUGUUGCUUGGAUUUGCUUAAUGUGCAUUACUGGACAUGGAGGAGUGGUGAACAAGCUAAUGGCAUGGCGGGGCUGGAUUCCCCUUUCUCGGUUGACGUACACGGGUUAUCUGAUCCACCCAAUGUUCAUGUACUAUUAUCACUACAACAGGA